Jaculus jaculus (lesser Egyptian jerboa) is the source of this 1667-nucleotide messenger RNA. RefSeq names its product RNA polymerase III subunit F (gene Polr3f). Bases 356 to 1306 code for a protein of 316 amino acids. The record is from RefSeq and is a predicted model, not a curated record. The transcript is spliced from 9 exons. Gene Ontology annotation, cellular component: RNA polymerase III complex. Gene Ontology annotation, biological process: transcription by RNA polymerase III. NCBI's taxonomy places the organism in Eukaryota, Metazoa, Chordata, Mammalia, Rodentia, Dipodidae.
UACUCCUCCAGCGGGAUCCUGCGGUAUCCUGCGGUAGGCGUCCGCGAAUAUGCCUUCACAGAGGUUGGAAGGUUCUAAAAGUUGGCGCCCAUGUUCAGCAUGAGGGAAACGGGCCUGUCAUCGUGAAGGCAGUUACAUUCUGGACAACAAUGAUCACGACAGACCGUCGCGGCGGUGCUGAGGGAGGCGGAGCAGGCACGGCUUGGACGCCUCAGGCCGACCGGCAAGGAAAGGCCCAGAUGCCACCUGAGAAAGAAGGCCCCCGGCUUCGGCCCGGCGCUGCGCUCGGGUUUCCUGGAAGUUCACGCUAGCUUCCCUCGGCGAGGUUUGCGCCGGGUCGGCGAACGGUGCCGUCAUGGCAGAGGUGAAGGUGAAGGUGCAGCCGCCCGACGCGGAUCCGGUGGAAAUAGAAAACAGAAUUAUAGAAUUAUGCCACCAGUUCCCUCAUGGAAUCACAGAUCAAGUAAUUCAGAAUGAAAUGCCUCAUAUAGAAGCCCAGCAACGGGCAGUGGCCAUCAAUAGACUACUGUCGAUGGGUCAGUUGGAUCUCUUAAGGAGUAAUACAGGCCUUUUAUAUAGAAUAAAGGAUUCUCAGAAUGCUGGUAAAAUGAAGGGAUCAGAUAACCAGGAAAAAUUGGUCUAUCAGAUCAUAGAGGACGCAGGAAAUAAAGGAAUAUGGAGCAGAGAUAUUCGAUACAAAAGUAACUUGCCAUUAACAGAAAUCAACAAAAUUCUAAAGAAUUUGGAAAGUAAAAAGCUCAUCAAAGCUGUGAAGUCUGUGGCAGCCUCCAAAAAGAAAGUCUAUAUGCUAUAUAACCUGCAGCCAGACCGCUCUGUGACCGGAGGAGCCUGGUACAGUGAUCAAGAUUUUGAAUCUGAAUUUGUUGAGGUGCUUAACCAACAGUGUUUCAAGUUCCUACAAACCAAGGCAGAAACAGCACGAGAAAGUAAACAGAAUCCAAUGAUUCAGAGAAAUAGUUCGUUUGCUUCGUCACAUGAAGUAUGGAAAUACAUCUGCGAGUUGGGGAUCAGUAAGGUAGAAUUAUCCAUGGAGGACAUUGAGACCAUCUUGAAUACACUCAUUUAUGAUGGAAAAGUGGAGAUGACUAUCAUUGCUGCGAAAGAAGGCACAGUUGGCAGUGUGGAUGGACAUAUGAAACUGUACAGGGCAGUCAACCCAAUCCUCCCACCUGCAGGCUUGAUCCGGGCACCCUGUGGACUCUGUCCAGUUUUUGAUGAUUGCCAUGAAGGUGGUGAGAUUUCACCAUCUAAUUGUAUUUACAUGACUGAGUGGCUUGAAUUUUAAUAAGAGAGCUGUGAACUUUACUGACAGUUGGCAAGUGGCGUUGUUUUGAGAGCAAAUAACUCAUGAUAGAACACCAAACUUCCUUGGAAGCAUACUUCACAGCAAUGGAUAUGGACCUGCUACUAUGAAGAUAUAUUUAUUCAUGAAGAUUAAAUUUAUAGUCAACACAAUAUCAGAGAUAUAAGUUUAAUAUUGAAAUCUGUUCUUCAGUAAAUAAAAUACUUUGAAGCUGUGGGAGACUGCAUCUCUUGAAUUUCUCAAGACUUGAUGGUUCAAGGACAAAAAAGGCAACAAGCUUGUAUUUACCAAGGACCACAGUAAUGGCUGGAGAAUAAAGAUGUUGACUUUGUUACUUUGGAAA